UUCAACCGAAAAUAAUACACUUUCUUUGCCUCGCGGUGCUCUCCCACUCUGAGAGCGGACCAAGGUCUUCAAGACUCGUCUCUACUUUUUGUAUCUCUAUUUUCCUUCGAAUUGACAGAAAACAGAGAGAGAAAAAUGGCAGAGCAGGAAUCAUCUCCUCUUUCCACUCAUCGGGACUCUAUCAAAUCUUCAGUCCAUAAUAUUGCUGCAAAUCGGAGGAAGCAACAUGCUGUUACAGUGGGAAAGGAAAGAAGAGAAGCAUUAAUAAGAACAAAGCGCCUCUGCAGGGAUGGAAUUGACAGCAAUGACAUUUCAUCUGAGGGUGAUAUGAUUAUUGAAGAAGAGAAACAAGCACUGGAUGCCCAAACUUUGAGAACUGUGGAAAGCCUAAAAUCUGCUUUACAUUACCAAGGAAAAGGGGCAACAGAAAAGACAGUGGAGAUACUUUGCACUUUGCGGCGAUUGUUGUCUAGGUCUGAUAUACCUCCCAUUGGAGCUGCCCUCCAAGCUGGAGCAGUUCCUGCCCUUGUGCAGUGCCUUUCUUUUGGAUCAGCGGAUGAACAGUUACGCGAGGCAGCUUGGUGCCUCACUAAUAUAGCUGCAGGGGAACCAGAAGAAACUAAGGCUUUACUGCCAGCAUUACCAUUGCUGAUAGCUCAUCUUGGAGAGAAGAGUUCUAUGCCUGUUGCUGAACAAUGUGCAUGGGCAUUGGGUAAUGUUGCUGGUGAAGGAGAAGAGUUGAGAAAUGUUUUGUUGGCACAAGGAGCUCUGUUACCCCUUGCACGUCUAAUUCUAUCUAAUAAGGGUUCAAUCGCGAAGACAGCUGCUUGGGCACUAUCAAAUCUCAUUAAGGGACCUGAUUCCAAGGCUGCAACAGAACUUAUAAGAGCUAAUGGGAUGCUGGAUACAAUUAUACGACACUUAAGAGAAUCAGAUGAUGAGAUGGCGACAGAGGUAGCGUGGGUGGUUGUCUAUCUUUCUGCCCUCUCAGAAACUGCUGUGGGUUUGCUGGUAAAAACUGAUAUUGGUCAAGUUCUGGUUGAAAGAUUAUCAGCAUCAGAGAGUUUACAAUUACUCAUUCCGGUGCUUCGUAGUCUAGGUAAUCUUGUAGCUGCUAGCAGCUACAUGAUUACUCAUGUUCUCCUUGUCGGGCACAGUAUAACAGAUAAAGCCAUUUCAGCUUUGGUCAAGUGUCUAAAACAUAACCAUCGAGUCUUAAAGAAGGAGGCCGCAUGGGUUCUAUCCAACAUUGCAGCAGGGUCAAUUGAGCACAAAAAACUGAUAUUUUCUAGUGACGCAAUGCCUUUGUUACUUCAUUUACUGUCAACUGCACAAUUUGACAUAAGAAAAGAAGUAGCAUACACCCUUGCAAACCUCUGUGUUUCUCCAGCUGAGGGUUCAAGGGAGCCAAACAUAAUAUUGGAUCACCUAGUUUCACUGAUUAAACAUGGUUGCCUCCCGAGAUUUAUAAAUUUGGUUAGAUCUGCGGAUAUUGAGGGCGCACGACUGGGACUCCAAUUCAUGGAAGUUGUUAUGAGGGGGAUGCCCAACGGCGAAGGCCCAAAGCUGGUUGAGAAGGAAGAUGGAAUCGAUGCCAUGGAGAGGUUCCAGUUUCAUGAGAAUGAAGAAAUGAGAUGCAUGGCAAACAGUUUGGUCGAUAAAUACUUUGGAGAAGACUACGGCCUUGACGAGUAGAACAAUGUGAGAUAUUGUAUUACCGAUAGGAUCCUGUGAUUACAAUUACUUUCUGUUCGUUCGUAGAUGUUUGAUGUUUUGCCUUUGAGAGAUGGCUGUGUGACGCUAAGGUGUUGUAUUUUGACUAGCUUGGGAAAAGGAUUUGAGUGCUUGUGUGUUUGUGAUUUCAGGAACUGUCUGUUGGUGUACAUCAAUAAGAAGAGAAUAGUAUUGUAACGA
Messenger RNA from Asparagus officinalis (garden asparagus), 1914 nucleotides. Its product is annotated as importin subunit alpha-9. Gene Ontology annotation, cellular component: nucleus; cytoplasm. Lineage: Eukaryota; Viridiplantae; Streptophyta; Magnoliopsida; Asparagales; Asparagaceae. Gene Ontology annotation, biological process: NLS-bearing protein import into nucleus. The record is from RefSeq and is a predicted model, not a curated record. The transcript is spliced from 11 exons. Gene Ontology annotation, molecular function: nuclear import signal receptor activity; protein binding. The coding region runs from base 136 to 1695 and encodes 519 amino acids.